AUGUCUACUACCACCCAACUUUUUGAGAAAGCAGAUAAGUUGUUUAAUGAAAUACUUAACAUUUGCGAUAAUUCUAUUCAUAAUGAAAAAGUCUUUGUACUCCUUAAAAAUCGUAUGGUACAUGCGAAGAAAGUUACUGGGAUCUUACAGAAAAGAAAACCAGAAAACGAGAAAAAAUAUGAUAUUACACUUAAUUGCUUCGUAAAAGUCUUAGAAAGGAUAAAAACAUUUGCGUUUGAUAUAUCAAGAUUAAGUGGUCACAAUAAAUACUUGACUGUGAAUUUAAUUAGGGAUAGAUAUACAAAAGUAAUUAAUGAAUUUGAUUCGGUAAUGAAUGAAUUGCAACUUAUUCCAGCCUUUCACGAAGAACGAGGAAAAAAUAAACAAGAUACUGUUUGUUCCGUUGUUUCUGAAACGAUGAAGUUCAUAAAUAUAGUCGAAGAGGACACUGAUAACACCCUUUUUCAAGAUCUGGUGAUGAUUAAAAAGCAAUUGGAACGUGUUGAAAAUGAUAAGGUCGAGCAUAAUGAAGCAUAUGAAAUAAAUUCAAACGAGUUGACGGAUUCUUUGGUUAAAAAGCCAACCGAUAAAAAAGGACUUGUUAAAAAAUUAUACAAGUCUAAUGAGGUUGCAUGUAAAACCAUAACUGCUGAUAAUAACCCUUCCAAAAUUAAAAUUCAACUUUCUUUAUUGAGAAGCUUUCGAGAUUCACCAUAUAUUAUCAAAUUUUUCGGUCUUUCACAAAUCAAUAAUGAACGGGUUAUGGUUCUAGAAUGGGCAGAACUUGGCUCUCUUAAGGAUGUUUAUAAUAAAUAUGACAUUCCAUUGGAUCGUAAAAUACAAAUAGCCCUCCAAAUUUGUCGUGGUAUCGUAUCGUUAAAUUUUUGCGGGAUUUUUCAUCGUGAUAUCAGAUGUCAAAGUAUCUUGUUGACCUUCAAACAAGAACCAAAAAUUUCAAAUUUCAAACAUGUUCAAAAACAUACGGAUGAGGAAAACAAAGUGAAACACAUGAACAUGAAUUGGAUGGCUCCCGAAAUUUUAGAGAAAAGUUCUUCCUAUACUCCCAAAUGUGAAGUUUUUAGUUUCGGAAUGUUACUCUGGGAAUUUGCCUUUGAGAGAAUUCCGUAUAUGUGCUUUAGAAUGGAAAAGAUGAAGGCGCAUGUGCUAUCCGGAAAAAGAGAACAAAUCUGGUGGGGCAAAAAUAUACAAAAUAUCCAGAGUAAAAAAGACUACGAAAAUAUUAUAAAAGACUACGAAAAUAUUAUUGUAGAUGCUUGGCAGGCAGAUCCAGCGAUUCGACCAUCGCUUCAUGAUAUUCUUAUGCGUCUGAGUUGUCUAGCUGGAAGUCAAGAUAAAUUAGCGGACAUUCCUAAACUUUUGACAAAGCAAGGUUCAGGAAUAAUCUCUCCUAUCGAGAAAGGUAUUGAAGAACAUAAUAAUAAAUGCGCAAAAGAUGCAUAUGAAUUCUUUGUUAAUCUAUCACUAUACAGUGACACGCACACAAAAUAUCGUGCAAAGUAUUGGCAAGGGUAUUAUUUGUGGGAAGGAAGUGUUGAAAGUAGAAAUCGUGAGAAGGCUCGUGAGUUAUUUAAAGAAGCAGCUGACGGUGGUAUAACCGAGGCUCAAUUAUAUUACGCAUUUUCACUGGUUAAUCAACGUGAACUGAAAUUAGAGAAAAAUAAUCGGGACGAGUUUCUUAAAUACAUAAAAAUGGCUGCAGAUAACGAUAGUCCUAUAGCGCAAUUUUAUUUAGGAGAUUUAUAUUUAAAUGGAAAACUUGGUGAAAAAAAAGAUAUUGAAUUAGGAAAACAAUAUCUAAAGCUCGCGGCUGCCAAUGUGCAAAAUAGAGAGGCAGCAUAA
Messenger RNA from Acaulospora morrowiae, 1860 nucleotides. The record is from the annotation of a GenBank genome assembly. NCBI's taxonomy places the organism in Eukaryota, Fungi, Glomeromycota, Glomeromycetes, Diversisporales, Acaulosporaceae.